GUUGCCAAGUUUAGAACACCUGUUUCAUUGGGACUUAACUUGUACGUAUGUGAAUGUGAGGAUGGUUAAGCUUGAAAGCUAACUAAAGGGAGCAAGCAAGAAGGUUGCUUGUACCAGAAUGCAAGUUUGGACAUUGAGAUAUUGUUGUUUUAGCAUGUUUAUAUAAAGAAGCUAAAUUCUGAAGCCCUUCAUAUCGAACAAGUGUGAGAACGAAAGAGGAGAGAGAUUUGUGUAACGAUGGAGGCAACGAAGAGGAUGGCAGUUCUGGUGGGUUGUAAUUACCCUAAUACCAAGUAUGAGUUACAUGGCUGCAUAAAUGAUGUGAUGGCCAUGCGAGAGACACUGAUGAACAGGUUCGGUUUUGAAGAGAGCAAUAUUCAGGUGCUGACCGAUGAGCCAGGCUCGUUGUUGAUGCCGACUGGUGCCAACAUCAAAUGCUCACUCGGGCGAAUGGUUGGUAAGGCAAAAUCAGGAGACGUGCUGUUCUUUCAUUACAGUGGACAUGGAACCAGAGUUCCAUCCAUGAAACAUGGAAACUUCUCUCGGCAAGAUGAGGCCAUUGUGCCCUGUGACUUCAAUCUCAUUACAGAUAUCGAUUUUCGUCGUCUUGUAAACCGCCUGCCUAAAGGAACGAGCUUCACCAUGAUUUCGGACUCGUGCCAUAGCGGAGGUCUGAUUGACAAGGAGAAAGAGCAGAUUGGACCUUCGACCAUUAUCAAUGACGAAAAGCUCCAACUCCGAUGUACCCCGGACGCUGCAAAGGCAAAAACCAUCCCCUUCCAAUCAAUUCUACAACACCUUUCAUUGCAUACCAACAUCAACACAACAGACAUUGGAACACACUUGCUUGAAUCCUUCGGAGCAGACGCUAGUCUCAAGUUUCAGCUGGACUCGCGCGAACUCGACACGAUCGACUCGCUGAAGCCCGAUGCAGGGAUUCUGCUGAGUGGGUGCCAAGCAAAUGAGAGUUCAGCAGACAUGAACCCAGAUAAUGCAGCGGGGAAAGCAUAUGGCGCAUUCAGCAAUGCGAUCGAGAACGUGCUGAAGGAGAACCCUGCUGCACUUUCGAACAAACAGGUGGUGGUGAUGGCGAGAGGAAUGUUGAAGAAGCAAGGCUUGGGGCAGCAGCAUCCCUGCCUGUAUUGCAGCGAUGAGAAUGCAGAGGCAAUGUUCUUGUGCCAGAACCCAUGAGCUCAUGCUCCGCCCAUAUAGCAGACCGGUGAAGAAGUGAAAUGAAAUAAAUCAAACUCUGCUUAUUUUUAUUAUUUUUAAACUUCAAUAAAAAUGGAUUAAUUGAUCAA
Molecule: messenger RNA, 1301 nt
Organism: Cucurbita maxima (winter squash)
Lineage: Eukaryota; Viridiplantae; Streptophyta; Magnoliopsida; Cucurbitales; Cucurbitaceae
Product: metacaspase-9
Exons: 2
Coding region: 238-1191 (317 amino acids)
Biological process (GO): proteolysis
Molecular function (GO): cysteine-type endopeptidase activity
Source: RefSeq, a predicted model, not a curated record